ACAAGGCCACGAGUCCACCACACCACAACACACAGAUCUUCCUCCUUUUCCACAACUUUUACCGAAAAAAUAGUCGUUCGUUCGUUCAUUACAGUCCCAGACCAGAAAACGACACAAACACGAAACGCGAACAACCCCACGGCCAUGGCUCUUCUACUCUUCACCUCUCCACCACACUCUUCUUCUUCUUCUUCUUCCUUCUUCUCCUCCCCAAUCCCCACCAAACAACCAUUCCCAUUUCUUUCCUCUCUCUCCUUCCCCUCCAUAACCACACCCACCAGAGCCCUCCGCCUCCGCUCCCUCCGCCGACACUCCUCCCUCUCCGACGAUGAACCCUCCGGCGACGAUCCGCCCAAGGUCACCGACGAAUGGGGCGAGAAAUCCGACCCCGAGCCUGAAUCCUCGUACACGAAGCUUUCGGCCUCGGACCCUCCGAAGGACGAGGACGAGUGGGGGAAAGAUGACAGGUAUGCCGGAGGAAUCGGCAAUGGCCGUGGAGAUAGUGAGGUUGGGGAUGGUGAGACUGAGACUGAGACUGAAACGAAGGAGGAUUUGGUGAAGGAGAAGCUUCUGGAGCUAAAGAGGUGUUUGGUGGACAGUAUUUAUGGGACUGAGUUGGGCUUUCGGGCGAGGUUGGAGGAGAGAGCGGAGAUUCUUGAGCUGGUAAACCAGUUGGAGGCUUUGAACCCGACUCCGGCCCCGACCCAAGCACUGGAACUUCUUGGUGGCAACUGGGUUUUGUUGUACACUGGGUUUUCUGAGCUGUUGCCACUUUUGGCAGCAGGUUCAACGCCAUUGUUGAAAGUGGAUAAGAUAUGCCAAUCAAUUGACACCAGCAAUCUCACUAUUGUGAACUCAACCACACUGUCCAGCCCCGUUUCGACUUUCUCAUUCAGUGCAACCGCUACUUUUGAAGUUCGCAGUCCCUUCCGAAUACAGGUUCAAUUCAAGGAAGGUACCUUUCAAGCUCCAGAAAUAAAGUCUAGUGUCGAUCUCCCCAGAGAGGUGGAUAUUUUUGGGCAGAAAAUCAGCCUGUCUCCUUUGCAGCAAACUCUCAAUCCUAUUCAGGAGGCUGCGGCAAAUAUUUCACGGGCUAUUUCGGGUCAGCCGCCUCUAAGGCUUCCUAUUCCAGGUGAGAGGACCCAGUCCUGGCUUCUCAUAACAUACCUUGAUGAGGAUUUUCGAAUCUCAAGAGGGGACGGCGGUCUCUUUGUGCUUGCUAAGGAAGGAAGUCCUCUUCUAUAUCAGUAGCCAGAUACAUUAUGUGUGCGGUGUAUCCAUAAAUACACACGUGAUAUCUCUCUCUCUCUCUUUUCAUCGGUAUAAAGAGAAAAAUAUGGUAUUGGUGUCACCUUGUAUAUGUACUUUUUUUUUUUUUUUGACAAAAUAAAUUGCUAUUACAAGCUGCUCAGGGAAAAGAACGUAAAUUAACA
This is a messenger RNA of Morus notabilis, 1433 nucleotides long. Its product is annotated as plastoglobulin-1, chloroplastic. Lineage: Eukaryota; Viridiplantae; Streptophyta; Magnoliopsida; Rosales; Moraceae. The transcript has 3 exons. The record is from RefSeq and is a predicted model, not a curated record. Bases 145 to 1251 code for a protein of 368 amino acids.